UGCAAAGUAUCAGCGUUGGCAUGCCAUCAUUGGUGUUUCAAUCGUGAGAUGUGCGGCUUUGGUGUCAAGCUGGUAGCCUAGACCUGAAAUAUUGUCACACGGUAUGACUUUUUUUAUGUCAUGAAAUGUAGUGGGAGUUAUAUCCGAGCCCGGUGCCCAGCCCUGUCGAUAUGUCAUUAGACUUCGUUUUUGAAGAAUGCGACGAGGCGCUGGAGAUGCACAAACCUGGACGCUAUUCUCACUCUCACCUGUCUCCAGCAUUCAGCGUGUCUCACCAGGAGACUUUGCAUCGUUUGCCCGAUGGUGGAGAGAUCGGGAGGAGAUGGGAGGAGAAACCCCUGCUCCAAUGGACGAUGGAGGACAUCGUUGACUGGAUCUUCGCAGUGGCCAUGACAAGAAAUGUGGACUACAAGAAGAUUCGAAUGUAUGGCUUCAACAGCCUCACCGGGGCUCAGCUGGCAACGCUGGACGAAGAGGAAUUCCUUCGUCGAGACCCCGAAUAUGGGCGCCUUCUCUUUCAAAACCUGGAGGAGAGGAAAGUGAAGGAAAAUUCCCGAUCCGUCGACCAGCCGAGGCAUUUUGUCUUUGGGCCUUCGGAAAACUUCAACCAACAAGUGGGUGGAGGAGGAGGAGGAGUUGUGGUGAAAGUGGAAAAUGGAGGAGAAGAAUGCGAAAGAGCAGCUUCUCGUCCCCGAAUUCCCCUUCAUGAAGACACGGAUGAAGGCAAUGAAAGCGAUGUGGACAGUGACAACUGCAGCAGUGAUCCGAGUCUGUCAGAAGAACAAGUGGAUGGAGAAGUAGAUGGGGAAGGAGAAGAGGAAGUGAACAUGGAAGAAGAGAAUCGCGAGGAGAAUGUGUGUAAGCCGAGGAGGAGGGGACGGGACGGACCCAAGAGGAAGCAUCUCUGGGAGUUCAUUCGAGAUCUCAUCCUCGAGCCAGGGAACACGGACAUCGUGAAGUGGGAAAAUCGACGGGAGUUGACGUUCCGCAUAGUGAACAGCCACAAAAUGGCUAAUCUCUGGGGCCAAUAUCGGGACAACACCGGCAUGACCUAUGACAAGAUGAGCCGGCUCAUGAGGUACUACUACAAGCGAAAAGUUCUUCAGCCAGUGUUGGGGAGAAGGCUGAUUUACAAGUUCGGUCCGAAUGCCACUGGAGUGGUGUCCGACGGGGAAUGAAAUUCGAUCGGUCCUGAGCCAUAUAUUCGGUUAUUGACGGAUUCCAUUCGCGGAUGUUUUAUCAAGUGGAGUGAGGGAAUUCAUUCGGUUGAAUGAUGGGGAUGUCAUUUGUGAAAUUUCCAUUAACAUGGAUCUAGUCAGGUUUAUCGUCGCUUCCUCUCAACAAGUACAUCGGUGGGCACACAUUUGUACUUUUUUUUUCCUGUUUACCUUGAAGCUCAUCCGGUCCGAUAUUCUGUGAUGUAAUAAAAGGAUUUGCUCCUUUGGUAUAAUUAAUACAUUUUAGCUGGUUUUCCCACACUCACGAAGAUGCGUCAAAUGCGUCAAGGAUGAGAAAGGUGUUGCAUUGAGUAAGAACUGCAAUUGAAAGAAAUGUUUCCUCUCUAGUUAUCCCUGUAGCAGAACAGCUUAGAAGUUUUCAGAGCCAAGUCUCAAAAUCCUGACCGUAUCCGGGAAUCACCGAGGAGUUGAUAAUGUCCUGGCCCUAAUUUUAGCCCUAAGUUUAGUGCAGCAGUGAACAUUACUUAGAAAAUGUGUGUGUCACCAUGAACAAUGCAUGGAAUUCUUAGACAUGAUGGGGAAUUGUAGAAUAUCUCCUUUUGGGGUCAAGCAUGAUACGAGGGGUGUUUGGAAAGUAAUGCCUGUUUGCCUAUAUGAAGUAUAAAGUAGUCGGUAAACGAAAAUAGGGGGAAUGUAAAUUAGGGAUGGGUUCUUUCAUCCUUGCAUAUUUGGUUCCAGUGCAUUAUAUUUUCAAAUGGAAACUAAACUUAAAGAGCUGCAAAUUAAUAUUUGGUGAAGGAAGGCUGUUUAAGUGUGGACAUUCAUAAACGGUUGAAAUAUGUGUUUGAUGAAGAAACAAUCGCUUCAAGUAAUGUUUGUACUUGUUCCCUUGUUUGAACCAAUGAAGGAUGGUUUGCAUGGAGGACGAUUUGAUGGUGCGGAUGAAAUUAAGGGAGUAACCUUAACCCUUUUUAUACGGACUGAAUUUGGCUACUGUAGUCAAUAUCACGGAAGAUUUAAUUAGACGAACACUAGCGCAAACUAUAGUGGCCAAACGAUUCAAAUGGAUUUAGGGACGAGCAUCGAGUCCGACAUAUCGACCCGCUGUGUUAAGAGGGUUAUUUGAAUGCGAUGGAGUGGUUGAAGAAAACAUAUGAAUUUAAAAAAAAGUAUUUGAACGUUGGGUUGAGAGGAGGCGCCAAUGUGUUGCUGGAAAUAGAAAUUACUCCGAAAUGCAGACAAUUGUUCCUCUGUCACCUUUAUGAAUGUGCCAACUUUUAUUUUUGUAGGAUUUGAAAUAAAAAAGUUAUACCCAAA
This is a messenger RNA of Darwinula stevensoni, 2495 nucleotides long. The record is from the annotation of a GenBank genome assembly. NCBI's taxonomy places the organism in Eukaryota, Metazoa, Arthropoda, Ostracoda, Podocopida, Darwinulidae.